AUGUCCACCUUAUUAGCCGACCAGGAGGCGCCCAUCAUCUCGUUAUCUGCCAAGAAGCACUUCGAGGAAUUGCCCACUACGGAAGCUAAGCUCUAUGCCCACUACCUCUCGAGAGCCGCUCACUGGGGCUCCAGAGCAGUUUUGAGGUCAGUAUCGCCAGAGAGUGAGGCGAUCUUCGACUUGAUUUUGGGUGUUCACAAAGCUUUGGGUCUGCCAAAGUCCAAUGAAGAGUACCAGAGCAUCUUGAAGGAUGUGGUGUCUGCUGAAGCUGUUACCCAGUACUUGGAGUACGCCUCUCAGUUCUUGGGCAACUUGGGAAAUUACAAGUCAUUUGGUGAUAGCAAGUUUGUGCCUAGAGUGGCACAGGAGGAUUUUGCAGCAAUCGUGAAAGCAGCCAACAAGCCUGAAUUGGCUCAAUUGUAUGACAUCGUCAAGGAGCCCUUAUUCGCCACUUCCCCCGCAUUGUUGGGCUGGCCAGAGAAGGGUCAGUUAUCGAACUACUACCCUGAAUGUGCCUCUGUGAUCAAGAAGGAAGAAAUUGAAGCCAUCAAUGCUGCCUUGGCUGACCGUUCAAUCAUGCCCGAGAACACUAGAGUGAUCAAAAAGUCCGACUCGGAGUUCGUGGUGCUUGUGGCGAGCGCUUUGAAGGAAAAUACCGUCGACUACUACCCUAAGGAUGCUAUUUAUUUGAAGUCAGGAGCUCUCGUGACCAUCCAGUUUGGCGAUCACUCCAAGGAAUUCAUUGAGAUUACCAAGAACAUCCAAGAGGCAGGCAAGCACGCUGCUAAUGAAACCCAGAAGAAGAUGAUUGAAUUCUACGCUCAAUCGUUUGAGACUGGUUCGAUGAAGGCACACAAAGAGUCUCAGAUCCAGUGGGUCAAGGACUUGGGUCCACAAGUCGAAUCCAACAUUGGUUUCAUUGAAACUUACAGGGAUCCUUCAGGUGUUCGUGGAGAAUGGGAAGGUUUGGUUGCCAUGGUGAACCAAGACAGAACUGCCAAAUUCGCUACGUUAGUCAACAAUGCCUCGACUUUGAUUCCAUACUUGCCUUGGGACAAAUUCUACGAGAAGGAUACCUUCACCCCACCAGACUUCACAUCCUUGGAAGUUUUGACUUUUGCUGGUUCAGGCGUUCCAGCAGGUAUCAACAUCCCAAACUACGACGAUGUUAGAUUGAACGUCGGCUUCAAGAACGUUUCGUUGGGGAAUGUUUUGAGCGCCAACCCUAAAAACCCAAAGAAAGAAGAGGUGAUCAGUUUUGUCUCCGCCUCGUUACAGGAAAAGUUUCGUAAGUGGAGAGACGACUCAUUUGAAGUCCAGGUUGGUUUACAUGAGUUGUUGGGCCACGGCACAGGUAAGUUAUUACAAGAGACUUCUCCCGGCGAGUUCAACUUUGACAAGAGCGCUCAUCCAGAAUUGUCUACAUACUACAAGCCAAGUGAGACAUGGGGCUCCUUAUUCGGAACUACUGCGGGCUCCUUCGAGGAGUGUCGUGCUGAAUUGGUUGCAUUGUAUCUCAUUUUGUACAAACCUGUCGAGGUGUUGCCUAUCUUUGGUAUCAAGGAGGUGCAGGAUCAAAAGGAUGUCAAGCUCAUUGCUACGCUUUUGAUGGCUCGUGCUGGUUUGAUCGGUCUUGAGUUCUGGGACCCAGCUUCCAAGAAAUGGGGACAGCCACACAUGCAAGCCCGUUUUGGAAUCUUUAAGAGCUUACACAAGGCAGGCGUCGUGUCGCUCAAGUAUGAAGACAAGGAGAAGUUUAGCGACCUCGAGCUUGUUGUAGAUGAGUCUAAGUUGGAUAACGAGGCGGUGAAGGCCUUGGGAGAUUUCUUGCACAAGUUGCACGUCUACAAGUGUUCAGCCAACGUCAAAGAGGGCGUAGCCUUCUACAGCAAUAUCACUGGCGUUACAGAGGAAUACGCCAAGUUCAGAGAUGUCGUUCUUGAGAAAAAAUUGCCUCGCAAACAGCUUAUCCAGGCUAACACAUUCCUCGAUGGGCAGGGUAACAUUGAGGUGCGCGAGUACGAGGAGUCCGAGGUCGGAAUGAUCCAGAGUUUCGUAGACAGAGCAGUUUAG
Candidozyma auris is the source of this 2073-nucleotide messenger RNA. RefSeq names its product dipeptidyl-peptidase III. Gene Ontology annotation, molecular function: dipeptidyl-peptidase activity; metalloexopeptidase activity. Gene Ontology annotation, biological process: proteolysis. Gene Ontology annotation, cellular component: cytoplasm. The record is from RefSeq and is a predicted model, not a curated record. The transcript has a single exon. NCBI's taxonomy places the organism in Eukaryota, Fungi, Ascomycota, Pichiomycetes, Serinales, Metschnikowiaceae. The coding region runs from base 1 to 2073 and encodes 690 amino acids.